AUAGAAAGUUUCGUAAAAAAACCAACUUUCGGCGAGCGAACAAAGAAAAUCGUAUAGUUGUGUGUAACCACGCGCUCGAUUAAUUUCGGGUUUUAUUAUUCAGCGCAUUCAAUCAAUAGAGUUGUUACUGUUUCCGGUUCUUUUGCCAGGCAGCCAGCGUACUGUUUUACGUCGGUUUGUAACCUUAUCGUAGUUUGAAAUGAGUCAUAAUAGCAAAUAUUAUGCCAAAAAACCAAUCGGAACCAUCAAUCACAGGACACAUUGACAGCAAUAAUGAUGCUGUGCAGGGAGGGAUGCAAGCAACUGAGUGAUGAUUAAACAUCAAAGAUUGUUGAAAUUUCACAAAAAUGAAAGAGAGAGACAUUGCUUUAAAAGAGAUUAAAACAACUAGUAAUUGAUUUGUACUACACAUGAGUUCCUGUUUGGAGCUUUGGCUGAACUUGUGGACAACGCUAGAGAUGCAAAUGCCACAAAGCUCAGCAUUUUCACAUUAUUUGAUGCUAAAUUGCGGGGAAACUACAUGCUGUGUUUCCUUGACGAUGGCGAAGGAAUGGAUCCAAGUGACACUGCAGACAUAAUUACAUUCGGACGGUCAAACAAAAGAAGUAUGGAUGAUCAUUUGAUUGGGAUGUACGGAAAUGGUCUCAAAUCAGGAUCAAUGAGGAUCGGCAAUGAUAUGAUCAUCUUCACAAAGAAAGGGGACUCUCAGACCUGUCUAUUCCUGUCUCGAACAUUCCAUGAGGAUGAAAAGAUUGACGAGGUCAUAGUUCCCCUACCCUCUUUCAAGAUUGGCAGCAGGGACACGGUGGACGACUCUGAAUUAGGCCAGGAAAGGUUCGCCAUGGAAAUGGACGUGAUUCUUCGGUACUCCCCAUUCAAGACAGACGACGAUUUCUUCGCACAGUUUGACCGGAUCGAGGGGACCUCAGGCACUCUAGUCAUAGUGUACAACAUGAAGCUCCUGGAUAAUGGUGACCCAGAGCUGGAUAUUCUCACCGACCCUCAGGACAUCCUGCUCUCCAAUCCAGAGUCUGACUUUGAUUCUGACGAUGGAUUGAUGAUCGAACGCAGAUCAUUUCGUGCAUAUGUUGCCAUUUUAUACAUGGACCCAAGAAUGAAAGUGUAUAUUCAGGGGAAAAAAGUGCGAACUCGAAAACUAGCCUCUAUUCUUUACAAACCAAAACUGUACAAAUACACAUCCAAUAGAUUCAAAUCUCGUGCGGAAAGUGAUGCCAAGAAGACUCUAGACGAUGCCAAAGCUGCUGAGUUAAGAGCCAAAGAGGCCCAGAGCAAGGCUAAGGAUUUAGAAAGCAGGACCAAAAACCUUUCCAAAGCACAGCUGGCCGAGCUACGGAAGGCCCAACAGCAUGCGGCCGAGAUGAAACGAGAGGCCCAGAUCAAGAGGGACAGUGCUAACAGGAAACAAAAGGCAUUGAAGGACCCAAAGACUUUGAACCUCAUAUUCGGUAUCAACAUUGAACAGAGAUCUCAUGAUGGCGUGUUUGUGUAUAACUGCAGUCGACUCAUCAAGAUGUACGAGAAAGUGGGACCCCAGGUGGACGGAGGGGUGUUCUGCAGUGGUGUGGUGGGCAUUGUAAACGUGCCCUACUAUGUACUGGAGCCCACACACAAUAAGCAAGACUUUGCAGAUGCCAAAGAGUAUCGCCACCUAAUGAAGGCCAUGGGAGAACACAUGGUCCAGUAUUGGAAGGAUCUCAAUAUAGCCCAGCAAGGUGUGCUGAAGUUCUGGGAGAGUUUCGGCUACAUCAGCCAGCGCUGGAAGGAUGAGCCCUCCAUGGACCCCAAGUUUGUCCGCAAGCGUGCCAUGCAGAUCAACGUUACUCUGCAGUGUGACGCCUGUUUGAAGUGGAGGACUCUGCCAUUCUCCUCCAUGAAUGUGGGCAAACAGUUUAGCGAUGAGUGGCAGUGCCUUGACAACUCAGACACACAGCAUAACAGGUGUACAGCUGCAGAGCAAAAGCUGAACAUCCCAGAGGGUGCCCUCAAGAAGGAGGUGAAGUCACAAGAGGAGAAGCAGAAGGACCUUGAGGCGGAUAUCAAGAAGAAAAUGAAAAUGCUUGAGCAGAUGCAUAAAAAUCGGGUUGUGAAUUCAUCACGAGAACUUCAGGAAAUGGAUCGUAAAAAGGAAGCAGAAGAGAAACGGAAGCAGCAGGAAGAGGAGGAAGAGGCGGAGAAAAGGGAAGAAGAAAGGAGGCAAAGAGAGGAAAAGAGGAAAGAAAUUGAGGAAAAGAGAAAGCAGAAGGAAGCAGAGGAAAAAAAACGAUUAAAAGAGCAAGAAUCCAAACAGAAACAGAAAGAAAAGGAGGCAGAAGAAAAGAGGAAGAGAAAAGAAAAUGAGGAAAAAGAAAGGCAGCGAAGAAAAGAAUUAGAAGAAAAGGCAAAGAAAAAGGAAGCCGAUGCGAAACAAAAGGAAGCAGCUAAAAAGUCGCAGAAGAGGCGGGCACCAGCAGUUGUGGAACAGUCAGAAGAAGCAGAAGAGGAAGAGGAGGAAGCAGAAUCAGAGGAAGAACAGUCUCCAGCUAAGAAGAGACGAGGCGGAAAGAUUGCAAAACCAGUCGAGACCGAACAGGAGGACGAGGAGGCACCUACGCCAAAACGAGGCCGUCAAUCUCGGGUUGUAACCCCACCAAAGAAGGCAGAGGUUAACGGGGUCGUGAAAGGUCGUCAAAAUAAGACGCCGAAGAAGGAAGAAGAGGAAGAGGAGGCAGAGGAGGUAGAUGAAGAAAUGGAAGAGGAUCAAGUGGAUGAGGAAGAAAAACAUGCGGACGUUGGCAAGCGUGUGGAGGUUCAGUCAGGCCGCAAGUGGCUUCAGGGAUCUGUGGUCAGUGUGGACACCAAGGGUCAGCGCUGGAAGGUCAAGUUUGACUACAACACCAAAGACAAGUUUGAUAAAUGGUACAGCAACACUGCACCAAGCAUUCGACUAAUAAAUGAGGACGAUAAAAAGAUUACCUCCCCUGGUGGUGCCCAGUCCCCAACGACGUCGGCUGCGCCGCAGGAUGCGGAGGCACCUUCUUCCUCCACGGGCAGUGGGCAGCAUGCACAGCUUAUAGACGAGAUAGCCAAUGGUUACAGGACGUGCCUGCGCUACUUUCUGCCCCCUCAGUGGGUCAUGGACAAGGACUCCAUAUCAGGGAUGACGCCACAAGAGCUCGCCACGUUCCCUCUAGAUGAUUUCUUCGACCACUACGAGAAAGGACUACGUAAAUUGGUCAACAACUUCCAAACUGAGGCGAGCCUGCGCAAGCAGGAGUGUGAGGCUUCACAGGCAAAACUGAAAUCUGUCCGAAAAAUGAUCGCCAAGCUUUUGACCUUCAGCAAUGAGGAGUUCAACAUUGACCCAGAGUGCGAUGGAGAGCAGGUGGACGAGUUUUUACUGACGUGUCUUCAGGCAAGCAGUGCCAAGGCUGCAGCGGGAGGGGACCCUGCAACCUAGAGGUCUCCAGGGGUCAUAGGGUAGUCUAGGGGCAUCUUGGACUUGUUAAGAGGUCAACCAGGGUUCAUCUGGGUCACAGGGGUUGUAUUGCGAUUAAAUGUACCUGAAAUUGUGAUUGCAAAACUAUCAGGACUUAUUCUUGCUUACUGAUUUUUAGACGUAUUAUAGACUCAAGGAAAAUACUUUAAUACAGUUUCCUGAGUGAUGCCCUCUGCAAGAACCCCUAACAAAGUGUGUGUGUAUGUGGGGGAUGGAUCUACCGGGGACGUCUGUCUGCAGACAAAACUUAUCUGACCAUCUACAUGUACUCCUACACUUUUCAACAUGCAACAUUCAAACUUUUGAUAUGACAUUGUGAAAUUGUUAGCAUAUAUCGUAACAAUUGCUAAAGUUGUGCCUAAUUUUAAUUGUCAAUUUGUAUAGCACAAUUUUUUUUUAACUUGCUACAUGGUAGUAUGAUGUGGUGAAUGGGGGUUUCACCACUUCUGUGACAAACUCUUUACAGAAUGAUCAAAUUAUAGGUUGUACAUGCCAAUUAAGACGUUUAAGUUGUUUCAGAACAUGCAAUUUUAAGAAACACCUUUAUUCUAAAGUCAUAAGGCUUAGACUUGGUUGGUGAUAAUGAGACCUGUAUGUGGUGGCUGCAGUAUAGUCAUUGAAAACCAGUGUUUUAUGAACGAAACAAAUCUCAAACAGACAGCUUCUUUGUUUGUCUUAAGAUGAGUCACGUUCUGAGAAAACUGGGCAUAAUGCAUGUGCCUAAAGUGUCGCCCCAGAUUAGCCUCCAGAUUAGCCUGUGCAGUCCGGACAGGCUAAUCAGGGACGACACUUUACGCUUUUAUGACAUUUUUCCAUGAAAUGAAGUCUCUUCUUAGCAAACAAUCCAAUUAUGGCGGAAAGUGUCGUCCCUGCUUAGCCUGUGCGAACUGCGCAGGCUAAUCUGGGACGACACUUUACGCACAUGCAUUAUGCCUAGUUUUCUCAGAACACGACUCAUAUGAUGCUUUACAUUAUUAGAUUAGCAUAUACAAGUGUCUUGAUUUGGUGUUUGUUUCAUUUUGUGUAAAUAAUUAAUUGAGCAUUUACUGUGUUAGGUUCAGGUAGCUUAAAUCAUAAUGAUAAGAAUAUUUUAAACUGUGAGUUAGUUUCAUUCUUUCAACUGCAGGGACACAUACUUACACGAUGAAAUCUACCUAAAUAUAGGCCUUGAUGUGGGAAAACCAGGCUUAAUGCAUUUAUGUUAAUCCAGAUCAGCCUGUGCAGUAUGCAAAGCCUUAUCAGGGACAGCAUGUUCAACCUAAACUUAAUUUUUGCUUCAAAUUUUUUUCCUUCAAAUAAAAACCAUAGAAACGGCAAGUGUUGUGUCUGAUUAGUGUGUGCGGACUGUACAGGCUUAUUUGGGAUCACACUUAAAGCACAUACAUAAGACCAUGUUUUCUCAGAUUGCAGCUCAAAUGCAAUCAAUAUUUCUUUAAGCAUGUGAGAAACUCUUGAAACAGAUUGAGCUUUAACAAGAAAGUCAAAGCAUUUUUAAAAUCUCAUAUUUGACGUUUUUGAAAUUCACCUUACAUUAACCAAUGGUCAUACAUGUUAUAUGUACCCACGGCAACACCAACAUCGGCACAGUUAUGUUAUGUUCCCUGAGUAUGUAUCACUACGCAUGGCAUAUUUAAAAUGAUACGAGGAACACAGAUAAAAAUAGAUAAUUGUUGACAGAAUGUGCAGUCUGCACAGGCUGUUCAGGAACAAUAUUUUGGGCAUACAUGGAAUUUUGUGUUUAAAGGAUGUCUCUUCUAAACAAAGAUCCUGUUUAGGCAAAAUUGGCCGUUCUUGAUUAACCUGUCCGCACAGUCGAGUCUCGGAUGACACUUUACGCAAAUGCAUUAAGCCCUAUUUUCCCUAAACUAGACGCAUAUAUAUUAAAGGCCCUAUAUAGGUGACAAAUCAAAUUAUUAUGCAUAUAAACUUGCCUAAUUUUUACCGGAUUUCAGUUAAUUUUGCAUAAAAAAUGGUAAUAACACAGCCGAGGUGCAACGUUGUCAAGAAGUAUUGAAGAUAUACCCGUUUCAUAGUUGGAAGAAAUGUUUACAACUUUGCAACUAACGUGAUGUGUAGCCCCAAAGUGGUGACGUAUGCUAAAAAUAGCCAAAAGCACAUUCACUUUUAAUUCUAUUUAAAACAACUUUUUACGAGCAAAAAGUAACUAAUUAGAUCACUACAAGAGUUUUGACCAUUAUUAGAAGAGACAUACUUUGUGAGUGAUACCGGAAAACAUUGAAAAUCAACAAUAUAUUUUUGGUGACCUGAGUCACUGUCACUUUCCCGAUUAAACAGGGAUGUAAAUAAACUGUUUGUUUGUAAACACGAUUGACUUGGAGGACACUGUAUUUUGAGCUCAAAACAAAUUGUUUUGCUCAUAUUAUGAUAAUGUCCAAAAGCAUAUACAUAUUGUUUUUUGAUAACCUUUAUAUAUAAAAUACGGAAAAAAUAUUUAAAAAUCUGUAAAUAAUUACGGAUCUUCACUUUUAUAGAGCCUUUAAACAUAUUAGUAACUUUAGGAUUCAGUAUCGUAUAGCAGUGAUAUGAAUAUGUGUUCUUGUCUGUAUUGCGAAAUAUUAAUAUGCAUUUAUUGAGCUUUGAUUUCCAUUGGUUGAAUGAUUAAGAGGAGCAUUCAGAUUGAGUUUACGAAGAUUUAAAUAAUAGGGCCUGGAAAAGCUGUAUCUCACUCUGAUAUUUACAACAUUUCCCAAUAAAUGUUCAUGAAAUUGUUAAUAUUUCAGAUAAACAUGACACCAUUUUUUGUCAUUUAGUUUGAUAAAUUGCACAAAAAGAAUUUAUGUUAAGUUCUUUGUGGUUUUGUUGAAUCAUUUUUGUUGCUAGAGGAAACCCUGCAUCGCAAAGGUGUAAUUACGGGCAUUAACUGUUGCAUAUAUACAAAUAAUAUGUUGUGUGUGUACAUUUUCUGUUCAGUGUUGUUUUUUGUGUUGCACAAUACAAGUUAUAACGAUUACUUUGUGUGUUUGCCAAUGAGUGACAACACUUCAAAGCCGUGUUCAUAUCUUUUAAUUGUGUUUGAAUUCAUAGGAAAUGACUUUUUAAUAUUUAGUUUAGCAUUUUAUCACUGCGUUUGAAUCUUACAGUGUUCACUUUAUGUUCUUUAUAUUGUGACUCUUUUUAUUUUUUGUGGCAGAUAUUUUUAUUAUUAUUUUAAGCUCGUGCAAAUAUGAAAAAUAUAUUUUAAUGAUUUAAUUAAUAAACAAAUAUACAUUAUAUGGGUUCAAAUGCUUUUAAGUAAUGGAUGUGCACUCUUGGAAGACCAGGCCUAAAACAUGUGGGAAAUGAGUCGCCCUGUAUAUGCAGUCGGGGCAGGAGGGAAAUUAGUGGCAUUGUAUAUGCAGUCGAUGCAGGCUUAAAACAUGUGGGAAAUGAGUCACCCUGUAUAUGCAGUCGAUGCAGGCUUAAAACAUGUGGGAAAUGAGUCGCCCUGUAUAUGCAGUCGAUGCAGGCUUAAAACAUGUGGGAAAUGAGUCGCCCUGUAUAUGUAGUCGAUGCAGGCUUAAAACAUGUGGGAAAUGAGUCGCCCUGUAUAUGCAGUCGGGGCAGGCUCAAAACAUGUGGGAAAUGAGACCAUCUGUAUAUGCAGACGGCAAAGGCCUAUAUAGCGGAAUUCUUUCCGCUUCAUAGGAAUGUUUCGUUUAAAGGGAAACGGUCUCUUUUAAACGAAAAUCCAGUCCAGGACAAAAGAGUCUUCCCAGAUUAGCCUGUGCACACUGCAUAGGCUUAUAUGGUAUAACUCUUUACCCCCAUGCAUAAAGCCCACAUUUCUCAGAUGCCUGGCAAUCAAUUUGAUAACAUAUUAGAGAUUGACAGAACACAUUGUACCUGCCAUGUGUCUUGCGCAUAUCUUUAAAAAUUGACACAAGGAAACUUAAAGUUUCAAGGGAAAAAAAAUAUGAAAAUAUCUAUUGUAAGAUUGGAUAAUAAAUUUUCAAUGGAAGUUUUUUUCUUGAAACCAUUCUUAUGGUAUUACUGAUAGUAUAUAAUCUCAUUUAUCUGACUCACAGUAUCAUCUUUGAACAUAGCUGCUCUUUUGCUUUAAUUUUGAAGUAUUGUCUUGAAAUAGUUCUAAAUUAAUUUAUAGCGAGAUAAAUAAGCACAGAAGUUGUAUGUUUAGUCAUUUUAAUUAAGCAGUCUUAUUUGUACCUUUCUGAUUUAUUGAGGUAACACAUAUGCAAAUUACAUUGGAGAACAGUUUAUCAAGAUCUAUUGCUGAUUAGUGUUAAAUGAAAUUAUACGCUUUCUGUUUACACACUUAAAACACCAAAUUUAGCAUUAUAAUUUGAGUGUCAUGACUUGGAAUUGUUUUGAUAAUCAGAUUAAAAAAUGUAAGGUGAAUAUUUGGUUUAAAAAAUCAUGUUCAAUAUACAUGUAUAUGACAUCAUCAUUUCAUGUGUACAAAGUUUUCAUUUCACAACAAUAAUACAGUCACAUUCAUCUUGUUUAUGUUUAUGUGUUUUUGUGUAUGUGACAGUUUUUAAGCAAUAACUUAAAUUAUGUUAAGUUUAGCAGAGUACGAAGUGACAAAUAGAUUUUGAUGUUUAAAAAUGCCUUGUUCAUUGACAAUAAACCCUUAACCGGAAAACGGAUCUAUUGUUUGAAACUCAUCUUUGGUAUACAUGUAAAUACAAAAUGCUAAUGAUUACAUAUAUUAUGCUGUUGUCAACUGUUUACACAAGUAUUUGUAGGGUUUGUAUUUGGAUAGUGAUGCAAUGGAUGUGCUUGUAGGAAUUAAAAACACUGGUUAAACACAGGAUGAAAGAGUGUCAAAGGCCUCUGGUUUAAGAUGAAAUUCUACGUGACAGCUUUCUUCACAUGUCUAUGGACCCUUUAACCCUUUACCGUUUUUAUACGUAUUUUCAAGCAUUUGUAGUCCCUUAGAAAAUUAUAUCUAAUUUAAGACCCUUCUUCCCAGAUUCAAGUUUUUAAGGCUUCAUUUUCAACCCUUAGAUACUAGUGAGCAUCAAACAGCAUACAACCUGAAUAUAAUGUGAGUUACUCGCAGGCUGUUCUGGUUUUAUGCUAUUUGCACAUCACAAUUUUUACUUUGCUUCUGAGUUGGAAAGGGUUAAACAGACGCACACAGGGUCUGCCACAUUGUAUUUUUUGCAUUCAUUUAUGUUUUGUUAUAUAAUAGCAUAUUUUUCAGAUUUGCUAAUUUCACAUUUUGUAAAUGUAUGUCAUGUUAAAGUAUUAUUGAUUGAUAAUAAACAUUGAGACUUGUAUAA
Messenger RNA from Dreissena polymorpha, 8742 nucleotides. RefSeq names its product ATPase MORC2-like. The record is from RefSeq and is a predicted model, not a curated record. The coding region runs from base 521 to 3457 and encodes 978 amino acids. The transcript is spliced from 24 exons. Lineage: Eukaryota; Metazoa; Mollusca; Bivalvia; Myida; Dreissenidae. Gene Ontology annotation, molecular function: zinc ion binding. Gene Ontology annotation, cellular component: nucleus.